This is a messenger RNA of Neospora caninum, 1368 nucleotides long. Its product is annotated as Glutamine synthetase, related. Bases 1 to 1368 code for a protein of 455 amino acids. Gene Ontology annotation, biological process: nitrogen utilization. Gene Ontology annotation, cellular component: cytoplasm; membrane. NCBI's taxonomy places the organism in Eukaryota, Apicomplexa, Conoidasida, Eucoccidiorida, Sarcocystidae. The record is from RefSeq and is a predicted model, not a curated record. The transcript has 7 exons. Gene Ontology annotation, molecular function: glutamine synthetase activity.
AUGUCUCUCGCCACGCCCUUCAAAUCCGCCAGCGAAAUGCUGGAAUAUAUCCAAGCCAACCAGGUCGAUGAGAAAGCCCUGAGAGAAGGAUUUGCUUUCGACGGCUCCUCCAUCCGCCUGUUCGCCACAGUUGCGUGCUCCGACAUGUCCAUGAUUCCUGAUCCCAAGACAUGCUGGAUUGAUCCCUUUCAAGACCACAAAGUGAUGCACGUCACGUGCGACAUCAGCGAUCCGAAUGGAAAGCCGCUCGAACGGUGCCCGAGGCGCAUUGCUCAGCGGUGUGAAGCUUGGGUGACGUCGCUCGGCCUAGCAGAUGCGGUGUACAUUGGUCCGGAAGCGGAAUUCUUUAUUCUCGACGACGUCCAGUACACUUGCUCCCCUAACAAAAUCAGCUACGAAAUCGACUGCGAAGAAGGCACCUGGAACAGCGGCGCUACGCUGACGGCCCCCGCCGGCUACCGGAACCUCGGGCACCGCAUGCCCCACAAGAAGUGGUACUUUCCGGUGUCGCCGAUCGACAAGCACGCGAAUCUGAGGACGGAGAUGCUGCUGACGAUGGGCGACUUGGGUUUGCCGAUUGAAAAACACCACCACGAGGUCGGAUGCUGCCAACAUGAGUUGGGGUUCACGUUCCGCACCCUUGUGGACGCCGCCGACCUGAUGAUGGUGUACAAGUACGUGGUGAAGAAUGUCGCGCAGAAGGCGGGGAAGACUGCCACGUUCAUGCCGAAGCCGAUGGCGGGCGACUGCGGUUCCGGCAUGCACAGCCAUCAAUCCCUGUGGAAGAACGGGACGAAUCUGUUCUUCGACGCCAAGGGCAGUUACAUGAAACUGUCCCAGCUCGCCAUGUGGUACAUCGGCGGCCUCUUGAAGCACGCACAUGCAGUCCUCGCCUUCUCGAACUCGACGACAAACUCGUACAAGCGCCUCGUGCCCGGAUACGAGGCUCCAACCAAACUGACCUACUCCAAGGGCAAUCGCAGCGCUGCGAUUCGCAUUCCUCUCUGCGACGGAGACAACCCGAAAGCGAAGCGCCUGGAAUUCCGGUGCCCCGACGCUGCAGGCUGCCCUUACCUUUGCUUCGCGGCCAUGGUCAUGGCUGGCGUCGACGGAAUCCGCAACAAAAUCGACCCGCCUCCUCCUGCAGACUGCGACGCUGCCGAGGUGGACUCCCCUCUUGUUCGCAGCACACCGUCCUCGUUGAGCGAGGUGCUAGAUGCCUUGGAAACCGACCACGACUUCCUGCUCGAAGGCGGAGUCUUCACCAGGGACUUUAUUCACGCCUACAUCGAGAUGAAGCGUGCCGAAGUCGCAGCCGUGCAGCUCACACCACACCCGCGGGAGUACGAGCUCUACUACCAUUGCUAG